Molecule: messenger RNA, 507 nt
Organism: Knipowitschia caucasica
Lineage: Eukaryota; Metazoa; Chordata; Actinopteri; Gobiiformes; Gobiidae
Source: the annotation of a GenBank genome assembly
AUGCUAGCUGUUAGCAUGGCGAAGUGCGUGGUAUCGUGUUGUCCUAAUGUCCAGGACCAGGACCAGAAGAGGUUCUUCAGGAUCCCCCAGGACCCAGCCCGGAUAAAGGUCUGGUUAGCAGCGCUGCGGGAGCCCCACACUCAGCAAUGGACGGAGGAGCAUAUGAUCUGUGAGGAGCACUUCCUGCCGGAGGACCUCUCCCCCAGCGGAGUGAGUCCAGAUGCCAUCCCCAUCAUGCCCCCCUGCCUGGAGGAAGAGAUGGGCAUGGGGGAGUGGGCUGAGGAGGAGCAAGAGGAGGACUGGGGGGCAGGGGAAGCUGAGGAGCAGGAGGAGGACUGGGGGACAGGGGAGGCUGAGGAGCAGGAGCAGGGCUGGGAUGCUGGAGAAACAGAGGAGGAGGCGAUGGAGGAGGUAGAGGAUGAAGCAGCCCAUGUGGAGAUCCAGGAGGAGGAGGUGACCAUGACGGAAGACACACACACGGUGAGAAUCUUGCAUGUGAGCCAAUAG